AUGGCUCAAAAGGCCGAGAAUGAUUUGACCUUUUGGCAGACCGAAGACAGAGACGAAACGGCGGAACUUGCUCAAAGGAUGCUGGAAUGCGUAGAGCUUCAACUUGACUAUGGACUACUCGAAAAUCGUUCCAAAAGCAAGAUCGCACAUAUCAAGGAAAGAGUAACUAGCCUCCAGAACAUCAUUCGUAGUACAAAUCCGGCUCUAGCAAGUGUUGACCGUCUCAAGAACACAUUCAGCAUCGCGCGCCAUGAUCCACACUACACUGAAGCACUAGGCCUACAGAGGGGGUUACUGGAAAAGCAACAACACGUAUCGCGGCUCCAGAAAGAGAAAGCAGAAAUCGAGAAUAAAGUACAAGAAGCGAAAGAGCAGUGGCAUAUGUACAUGCGGGCUAUUCCGAUUGAUCAUGACGACGCCUUUAUCAAAGCAGGUAUCUUGUCGGACUAUGCGAACUAUGACAGCGAAGAUUCCUCAGGUAGCGAGAUUACAUCAAAUGAAGGAUUUGGCCAAUCAAAAGAGGUAGAGAACAAGUCACAUGAAACUCCAGGCAAAGGAUCACAAGAGUCAAUUACUGAAGAUAGGUGGACUAUAGUUUUGCACGAGGGUAUUUCUACAAAGAAACCUACGUCGAUCGGCAAUGAGGCAGGCUCUCAUAGCAACAUAUGUGUUCCAGGUACAGCCCAGCUCCUGGAAGAAACCAAGACACAGAAUAAAUUCCUGUCGGCAACAGUGGCGCUCCAGAAAGCCGGGAAAGCGCACGUAAAUCAUCGAAGCUGCUACAAAGAGGAAUUUGCUAGAUUCAUUGAAAAGAACCCAACCAUCCCGGUGGCACAGCUCGCCUCCAUGUUUGGUCCGAUCUGGGUGCAGCGUGGCCAAAGGCUGACAUGCGAAUUACGCGACGCGGAGAGAGUAUCCGCUGAAGCAGAGAAACGCGUGCUUGAUACAAAUUCGUUCAAGGUUCCAAGAUCUAUCAUUGACCCAGCCACAGAGUUGCAUAUAGAUGACGAUGAGCUCGACGCCCGUUACGUCAACCCCGACUACAUUACCAAAUGGCACUCCAUCAAAGGUGAUAUGGUAUCUCCACCAUCUUGCUAUUCCAUAGCAACAUCUGAUGUACAAAACUCUGUCAUUGACAAAAUUAAUAUCAAGCGUGCCGCCAGCUCAAAAAGCAUACUCAAGACCUCGGAAGACCAGCGAUUGUCAGCGCCCUCGUCCAGUGCAAGAUUGGACGCGUGUGCAGUCAACGCUGAUUCACCAAUGCAGGUAGAUCCAUCGGCUGACGAGAUCUUCGAACAGACUUCUGCGGAAAAGAAUAUCUCCAUGGGCAAAGCAGAUUUGAAGCCCGGCCUGACCACUCUUAUUCCUCGCAACUGGAACCACGAUCGAUACCACCCAAUCCCCGAUAUGUCUGUACAAGGUGAUUUAAGUCCCCGCACUGAAUCGCAAAUCCGCGGGAUGGAUGAGCAAAUACUCCAGAUUGAAGGUGUGGCACAGGUGGCCGAUUGGGCUAUACAUGAGUUAUUGGAUGCGCGUUCGUACUUGCACCAACAGUCUGCAGAACGGAAAGCCGAGCGAUACCGAGAAGCUCGACAGAAGCUGUUGAAUGCAAUGCUGGAAAAACUACCCCGCGAGCUCCGAGACAUGAUCUACCUGGAGCUAUACCAAGAUAGUCAGGACGAACCAUUCGAGAUCGUGGACAAUAGUACCAUACAUCCACACGAUAACUCGCAUGAAUUCGAGCCUAUCGUCAAAGCCUAUGAGACGCCGUACUGGAUGAUAGAGGUCGAGGUUGGAUAUGAGUUUGCAAAAGAAGCGGUAGAGAUCUGGUACAAGCAUGUAUCUCUUUCGGUCGACGUAAAACUUCUGCCACAACUCUUGCAAGACGAAGAUGGAGUGCUGUAUAACAAUGGAGCACCAUCCGUUCGCACACACGAGUUCCUCAGGAAGCUGCAAGUCGUCAUUGGGCCCGCGUCAACAUCGGACUCGUAUGGCGGCAGACCAAGAGGUCGAGCAGUCCACAUCCAACAAACAUGUCAAUCGUUCUCUGCUUUGUCGACGGAGGCGAGCGUCGCGCGAAAGAAGGAUUUUGAGCUUCACAUCGCCUUCCGAUGGGUUUCGGUCUAUGAACGUCUAAGCUACAUCGAUGCGCUCGACACGCUUGCAGAGUGGCUUUGCCACGACCAGCUCAUCUUACUGGCUUCAUUACAGGUAGAUACUGCGCGGCCAGAGACAACAGACAGAAAGCAUGUAGUUGAGGCGCGUCUGUCUUUGGUGAAGCGGUCGAGGGCACGGUUCUUCAAGCGCAUCUUCAGUGAUGCUUUGUUCCGGAGAGAGCCGGAUGUCAGCGACAUGCAGCGAUCGCGGCGCGUGCUGGUAAGGAGCUCAGGAGGCAUGCCGGAAGAGUCUUCGAACUGGAGAUCAUCGCUUUUCGAUGUUCAAUGUCAGGAUGAAGAGCGUCGUGGGUUAAGAGAUGGGGCAAGUGUAGCCGGUAGCGACAUGCAUGCCGCCGAACGACCUAUUCUAGCACCGAGCCACGAGCAGAUACCAGUGCGCUAUUCUGACUGGUUCUAUUCAUUGCUGUCUGGACUGAUCCAUCCCCAUCCAUCCGACCCCAUCCAUCCGACCCCAUCCAUCUACGGAUUGAUUGAACGUGGACGUAGUUCUUACACAGAACCCGACGCUGUACAUACUCCGUCUCGAUUGCAUCUGAUAAUGCUCAGCAUGCGAUUCAUUGUAUCUCUUGCCUGCCUGCUUUCUAUCAUUAUUCAUGCCGAUGCAGCGGGACAGAAGUGCAAGUGUACACCGGAUGAUAUCUGCUGGCCGUCUACUGAUGAAUGGAAUAAUUUGAACAAAACACUCCAUGGCGCACUCAUUCGUGGUAUUCCUCCAGGUGCAGUUUGCUACCCUUCACGACCUGAAUUCGAUCAGCAAGCAUGCGCUUCUGUUGCCUCAGAAUGGUACAAUUCCUCAUAUCACGCUACGAAUCCGGUCAGUAUUGAUUAUCCGAUAUGGGCAAACAACUCGUGCAAUCCCAUAUUUCCUAACGGCACUGGCAUCACUGGCAGUCCAUACGCUAAGGCAAAGGGCUGUAGUAUUGGCAGAUACCCAGCUUAUGUAGUAAAUGCGACCUCCGCAGAUCAAGUCAGCAAAGCUUUGGUUUGGGCGGGUGCAAGGAACAUCCGGCUCGUUGUCAAAGCGACGGGCCACUCGUAUCAAGGUCGUAGUACUGGACACGGCAGUUUGAGUAUCUGGACACACCAUAUGCGUGGUAUCGACUACAUCCCUUUCUUUCAGCCCACAUCAUGUUUCUACAAAAGGCCUUUGACCGCAGUCCGUGUAGCAGCCGGUCACAUGAAUAUUGAUGUUCAGGAAGCAGUCGCGAUGCAUGGAAUGGCCAUCGUGACGGGCGCUAAUCCAAGCGUCGGGCUCAUCGGAUGGCUCACAGGCGGCGGUCAUGGUCCACUCUCUACUCGUUAUGGCAUGGGUGCUGAUAACUUGCUUGAAGCUACCGUUGUUACACCGGACGGUAAAGUGGUUCUUACAAACCCAUGUCGCAAUGAAGAUUUGUUCUUUGCUAUACGAGGCGGAGGCGGAAGUACAUUCGGGGUUAUCACUGAGGUUGUCGUCCGCACAUUUCCUUCUCCAAGCACCAUCGCGCAUACGUUCCAAGUUCGUUCAAAAAGCUCGAGCACGAACGCCGAGUUCUACGAUUUCCUAGGCUUCUUGCACUCAAAAAUGCAGAUGCUAAAGGAAAACGGCAUGCAAGGUUACUACUUAAUAGUUGGGCCGCCUAUAGUCCCUACUCUAUCGUUCUCAUGGACAUUCCUGCUUUACGACACACCGAGUGGAACGAUCAAGCGACUCAUGGGUCGCGUGGAAGCGUACUUGUACGAUAGAAACUAUGCCUUCGAAUGGCAAUCUGUCAUGACGCAAACGAAAACGUACCUGGAGAUGCACAAAGCCAACUUCACGAACGAACAAGUCGCAAACGGCGGUUCAGCUUAUGGAUCGAGGUUACUCAGUGCCGAGAGUCUAGCGAAUGCGAACAAGACUGCGGCAGUCUUCUCAGAGAUUGGUCCCAGUAGUGAAGCGUUGAAACCAAAUGGCCCGGUAGCAAAUACUCUCCUGAUCGGUCACAUGAUCGCCUCGCCUAACGAGCCACUUUAUUACCCCACCCACAGCUCCCUUAAUCCCGCAUGGCGCGAGACUCUUACGCACCUCAUUGUCGUAUCUCCUUUCGGUGACAUUGCGUCUCAAAAGCUCGUGGAUGCUGUAUACACGGAUAUCACGUACAACAAGACGGAAGCACUUCGGCGACUCAGCCCAAAUACUGGAGCGUACUUCAACGAAGGAGACAUCUAUGAGCCGGAAUGGCAGUAUGCGUUUUGGGGUGGUAAUUAUGAAAGACUCAGGAAGACGAAGAGAAAACUUGAUCCACGCAACUUAUUCUGGUGUCGCAGAUGUGUGGGAAGUGAGGCAUUGGCAGAGAGUAAGGAUGGGCGGUUGUGCCAGGCGAGCGCCAGGGACGGCCAUGAUGAGCUUUAG
Messenger RNA from Alternaria burnsii, 4548 nucleotides. RefSeq lists its product as uncharacterized. Bases 1 to 4548 code for a protein of 1515 amino acids. The record is from RefSeq and is a predicted model, not a curated record. The transcript has 10 exons. Lineage: Eukaryota; Fungi; Ascomycota; Dothideomycetes; Pleosporales; Pleosporaceae. Gene Ontology annotation, molecular function: oxidoreductase activity; FAD binding.